GUAAAAAUCAGACAACUCAUCCUCUCCCGUUCCUUUUCUCUCUCGACGAGGGUCCGUACGAAAUACGAAGCAGCGAAAACAGAAGAGGCAAGGGCCAAAACAAACAGGGAAAAAAAUAAAUAAAUAAAAAUAAAUAAAUAAAUCUAGGGUUUCAAAUUCCCCUCUCUUUUCUCCGUCAAUUCCCCUCCCUUUUUUCUCACUUUCCCUCGCUUUCCCCCGGCGCCGGUGAUAUCGUUCUCUCCAUUCGCAGGGAGGGUUCUGCCGGCUGGGUUGGAUUGGUUUUCUGUUCGACAGGUCAGUGGAUCCCGAAUUUUCCCAGGAAAAUCGUCUCUUUCUUCUUGAUCCUUCAUUUUCCCGGGAAAAUCCUCCUACGGUUGCAGCUGUUGCUGGCCUGCUUCGGUUAUUGAUUGCGCAAUUUUCUUUGAGGUUAAGGGGUUCGGUACCUGACUGACUUUUUUUAUUGUGAGAGGAGAGCUUGGCGUUGGAAUUGAGGAAGGAUCUGUAAUUCUAUAUGAAAGAGAGAGGAUUUGAUAUCUCCAAGAUUUGUUUUUCUUUGAAUUCUUAAUCUGUUUCUGGUUGAGUUUGAAUGCUUAAUUGUAUAUGGAUUCCGAGGCUAUUCCACCGCCGCGUGUAGAUUUGGUAAAAUGCUGUAAUUGUGACUGUAGUUGUUCUUUGAUUAAUGGUAGUUAUUCAGGCACGUGGUUAAGGUCUGUGAAGAGAAAGUUUGAUGAGUUUGAGGAUGGCGGUAGAUUUGUUUUACCUGGGUUUGAUUAUUUGUCUGUUGCCCGAGUUGAGGUUGAGAAUGAAUGCACAGCAUUGCGGGAGAUGGUUGCCAGCCAGCAGCAAUCAAUACAAGAUUUGUAUAUGGAGUUGGAGGAGGAGAGAAAUGCAGCAUCUUCAGCUGCAAACGAGGCCAUGUCAAUGAUACUGAGGUUGCAGAGGGAGAAGGCUGAGGUGCAGAUGGAAGCGCGGCAAUUCAAACGUUUUGCAGAGGAGAAGAUGGCACAUGACCAGGAAGAGAUUUUUGCACUGGAGGAUCUGUUGUAUAAGAGGGAGCAGGCUAUUCAAGCGCUUACUUGUGAAGUGCAGGCUUACAAACAUAGGAUGAUGAGUUAUGGCCUCACUGAGGCAGAGGCAGAGGGAGAGGGGGAGAAGGGAGGCCACGCCCGCAGUCAGAGUAUGUUUGAAACCUUUGAUGCUCAAUUUCAAUUCCCGGCUUAUGAUUACCCUCCUUUGAAAUGUAAUCUGAAUGAGCCAUUAGUCCAUUCAGAGCAUGACAAUGAGACGGCUGAUGUUGAGAAAUAUGCAUUUGGUGAGACCCCUCGUGAUCGGGAACAUUUGAAGAAUUUGGAAUACAGGAUCUGUCAGUUGGAGGGGACUCCAAGAAGCAAUGAGCAUGAUGGAGAUCUUGGCGGUACAAAGAAUAUUCUAGAAAAAGUGAUAGUCAAUCAAUCACCUAGGCGGGCAAGACAUUUGAGGAGGUUCUCAACAGAGAGUUCAAAUUCUCUCUUGGGUUCUGCCAGGGAAAUGGGUCAAGAUUUCACAGCAGAAUCUCCUAGGCCUGGUAGUAGCUUUAAUAAGACAGAGUACAUCUCACACAUGGAGGACUACUCCAAUGUGAAAAAAUUUGAUGAUGCAUCAGAAAAUGGAGAUGACAUGAGUGACCGGGUAUAUACCAUUGAUUCUGUCCAUAAUGGAGUAUCAUACAAUGGUGUUACGGAGACAAAAGCUUCUGUUGGGAUGGGUGAAGAUUAUGUGACCACUCCUAGGGGUUCAUUGAAGAGGGCUGAUGUAGGAGAUCCCGAUAUUAAGAAGCUUUACAUGCGGCUUCAGGCUCUAGAGGCUGAUAGGGAGUCGAUGAAGCAAGCACUUAUUUCAAUGAGGACUGAUAAAGCUCAAUUGGUAUUACUGAAGGAAAUAGCUCAACAGUUGUGUAAAGAAGCCACGCCACAAAGAAGGAUGCCCAUUAAAAAGGCAUCUGUCCUUCGAAGCUUUUCACUCGUGGAGGUAUUGAAGUGGGUCUUGUCUUUCAUUUUCUGGAGGAAGAGAGCACGUCGAAGCAAGCAUACAUUUGGGCUGUCUGCCAACAACGUAGGUUUGCUGAUGCUUUUGGACAAGGGUCCCCGAAUGAGAAAUUGGAGAUGUCUUACAAGUGCACAAGUGUGAAAACAGUUCCUAGAGUUGCAUACCCAUCUACGAAGUCUGGCUGUGUUCAUAACAUGUGAUUGCAGAGUGGAUUUUCAAUCACUCUACCGCUGUAGGUUUUAAAUUCUUUUGCCGGAUUCCCUGUUGCUGCAGAAUUGGGCUUUUGGGAAUUUUUGUGCAGUUUUUAUUUCAUUUCAUUGCCUUGGAAUUGAAUAUAUUUUCUGGUUGAUGAGUAAAACCACGGAACAGUAUAGGCUUGCUUGUUCAUAUGGUUUGUUGGAAUUCAGCUCGAGGUAUGUCUUCUGACAGUCCUCUACUGUAUAUUACAGUCCUGUAUGUUUUUCCAUUGAGUUAAUUUGAAGCCCAUUCUUUACCCAUGAAGAGUGCAGGUUUGAUUCUGAUGGUCUCUAAUGCUGUGUUUUCUUUGUAAUGGCAGUAAUUCUUUUCCCUUUGUUGGAAUGUUUGAAGUCCAUUGAAUGGACUAAAUUUGGGAAAUUCUCUGAUGAGUCACAGCCCUCUCUCGGUUAGGUUUGGUUGGUUACCAUGUAAUACUGAAUCUUGCUUGGCAAAAAGGCUGUAUAUUUAUAUACAAUUAUGACCAUUCAGAAUAAAAAUCAAACAGUGGAGGUGUUUUUUU
Malania oleifera is the source of this 2782-nucleotide messenger RNA. RefSeq names its product myosin-binding protein 7. The record is from RefSeq and is a predicted model, not a curated record. The transcript is spliced from 4 exons. Bases 601 to 2166 code for a protein of 521 amino acids. NCBI's taxonomy places the organism in Eukaryota, Viridiplantae, Streptophyta, Magnoliopsida, Santalales, Ximeniaceae.